Molecule: messenger RNA, 484 nt
Organism: Gracilinanus agilis (Agile Gracile Mouse Opossum)
Lineage: Eukaryota; Metazoa; Chordata; Mammalia; Didelphimorphia; Didelphidae
Product: cytochrome c oxidase subunit 7A2, mitochondrial
Exons: 4
Coding region: 100-351 (83 amino acids)
Biological process (GO): mitochondrial respirasome assembly; regulation of oxidative phosphorylation; mitochondrial electron transport, cytochrome c to oxygen
Source: RefSeq, a predicted model, not a curated record
CGCCGAGGAAAGUUCCGGUUCCGGUUCCAGUUCCGCUGAGGCACUUGUCCUUGUCUAGAGUUCGGUUGUCGCAGUUAGUGGAGAGCUGAAGUUGUCAAAAUGCUGCGGAACUUUCUGGCUCUUCGCCAGAUAUCCCAGAGGACUACAAAUGUUGUCCCAGUCAGGCAGUUGAAAAACAAGGUUCCAGAAAAACAAAAGCUAUUCCAGGAGGAUGAUAGCAUUCCAGUACAUCUAAAAGGUGGGAUAGGAGAUGCCCUACUGUAUAGAGCCACCAUGGUGUUUUCAGUUGUUGGAACAGUUUAUGCCCUUUAUCAGCUGGGCAUGGCUUCAUUUCCCAAGAAACAGAAUUGAUUCAAGUUUACCUCCAUGGGAAUCAGUUGAUUCAACUUCAUGCAGCUUUCCAGGGAACAAUAGCUGAGUUCAUUUUGGGGAUCAAUAUUUAUUGAACUGUACUAACUGCAAUCAAUAAAGUAGUUUUACCGUC